AUGUCAGCGGGGGCGUUGCCCUCGAUCGCGGAUAUCGCUGCUCCAUCGACUGGACAUGUACACGGUCAUAGCCGUGGUCGCGGCCACGGUCACAAUCGAUCUGCUCGCUGGGCGCAACCACCACCUCCCCUCUCGCAGGGACAUUCCUAUGCCAGCAGCCCACCACAAUCGGAGUCGACCGGCGCUGUGAAUGCUAGCUACUCGUAUAGUCAUGCCUCACAGCCGUCCGUGUCUCAUAACCAUCAUCAUUCAGAAUCCUCCCACUCGAUCGGGCAGCAACAUCAUACCAAUACCGCGUCCUCGAUUCAUCACGAUGCGUCGCAUACGCAUGAUCAUGGCCACGACCACGACCACCACCACCACCACCACGCUCAUGACCGGAAACCAGACUCGCUGGCGCAAGCGGGGCAUAAUUCAAAGUUGUUACACGAGAUAUAUACCGGCUCUCUCGUCGCAUUGCCUUGGAUUGCCCUAUCUUGGUACUCCAGGAGCUGCACGCAGACAGAAAUUCCUGAAGAUCCAACAACCGCAUCAAUUGGGUCGCUCGAGCAAGUUGGAUCAAAAGUCGGACUCAUGACCGCAAUGACCCUCCUCGCCUUCGGUUGUGGACAGAUCGUGAGCAAGAAUUACCUACAAGGCGGUUCUCUAAGCACCACGUCCAUCAAAUUGCCAGUACCCAGCGCAAAAACAGCUCACUUGGCUUUGCAGCAGGUCUUUUCUGUGGGACUGCCAAUCUACGCUGCAUUGAAGGUUGGAGGCUUCCUGGUCGCUUUUGCUCUUCUUCUUGCAUCGGCCUCUGGGUUGCCGAACCUGGUGAACAUCGUCUCUCAAAAUGGGCCCUCUGAGAGAUACAGCAAAAAGGUUUUCACCACUGCGCUCUUGGUGACGGUCGUCCUUUUGAGCUUUGUUGGCAUGAACCAGCCUUGGGGCUCCUCGCCGCUCAUGGGAUAUACGGCACUUUUGACAUCAGUCUUUGUUAUUCCCCCUCCCUUUCCCACACUUCGUCGCCAGGGACCCAUUCCAGAGCCGGGUCUCGUUGCGGAGUCUAUGGCUCAGCAGAGCAAGGCCUCAGAUGCCGGCCAAUCAUCUGUCAUUAUUCCGACCGAUGCACCACUCGCGCUGAUCACUGGAGCUUCUCUGGCCGGGUUGACUGUAAUUUUCGGUCGUGGCUUGCCAUUCAGCACCUCGGAGCUGAUCUACCUUUUGCCUGCCGCGGUUUCAUUUGCGACGUCUUUGAUGAUCUGGUUCCCCUCGGGCCUUCGUUCCCCUGAUAAAGUCGGCCUCGCUGUCUGCACUGCGACAGCGGCUCUGCUCUGUUCUCCUCAUAUCAAGGAUGAUUUCCUGUUUGUUUAUGCCGCGCGCGGUAUCCUCGCUGGCGUCUCAUUCUUCGCUGCCAGAAUGGACGACAGCCAACUCCGCCUAGAUGCUCAUUCGCACACUCAUGCCCGUACUCACCACCACCACGGACAUUCUUCCCAUGGAGGCACAGAAACCUUACGAGUCACAAAGUGGCUAAUCCAUCGCAGUGAGGAUUAUCCAUUGUUACACAGCAUUCUCAAGGAGAGAGAUUCUCGCAGUAUCUUCUACUUCAUGUGCCUAAACUUUACUUUCAUGCUGGUUCAGCUGUCAUACGGCUUCGUCACGGGCUCUCUCGGUCUGCUCAGUGAUAGUAUUCACAUGUUCUUCGAUUGCCUUGCUCUCGUUGUUGGACUUUGCGCUUCUGUGAUGAGCAAAUGGCCGCCCAAUGCGCGGUUUCCAUAUGGCUAUGGCAAGGUUGACACCUUGUCUGGGUUUGCCAAUGGUAUCUUCCUCAUGAUCAUCAGUGUGGAGAUCAUCUACGAAGCGGUGGAACGGCUGUCUUCAGGCAGUCAGAUGCACCGCAUCGGUGAAUUGCUAGCUGUCAGUGUCGCUGGUCUCCUUGUCAAUCUGGUCGGCAUUUUCAGCUUCGAGCACGGACAUCACCACCAUGGUCACGAUCACGGCCAUGACCACGCUCAUGGCAAUGAGAAUAUGCAUGGAAUUUUCUUGCACAUUCUCGCCGAUACGCUUGGCUCGGUGGCAGUGGUGAUUUCGACCAUUCUGGUGCACUAUUCAGGGUGGUCCGGCUAUGACCCUCUAGCGUCAUGCUUUAUCGCCAUCUUGAUCUUUGCCUCGGCGGUACCGUUGGUCAGUAGUACGGCCAAAACUUUACUUUUAACUUUACCGGCGGAUACCGAGUAUAAUGUUCGUGAAACCCUGGCCGGAGUGAGUACUCUACGAGGGGUUGUGAGCUACACCGUGCCCAAAUUCUGGCUCGAUGAUACCAGCUCUUCGUCUUCAGGUCAUGGCCACGCUCAUGAUCAUUCCGGCCAUGGCGGUUGUGAUGAUAAUCACAGCCAUAGCCACAACCAUAGCCACAACCAUAGCCACAGUCAUAGCCACAGCCAUCACGAUCACACUCACAGUCAUGGCCAUAAUCAUGACCACACCCACGAUCACGACCACGACCACGUGCAUGAACACAAGAAUCAGAAAGUUCUAGGAGUGAUUCACGUGGUUGCCUCCCGAGGCGCGGAUCUUGAAGACGUUCGUCAGCGGACCGUGAAUUACCUUCGUGAAAAGGAUAUGGAUAUUGUGGUUCAAGUGGAGCGCGAUGGAGAUUGCCGUUGCUGGUGCGGGGGUGGAGGCAAAAAAGUCCCUGAGUGA
Molecule: messenger RNA, 2685 nt
Organism: Penicillium daleae
Lineage: Eukaryota; Fungi; Ascomycota; Eurotiomycetes; Eurotiales; Aspergillaceae
Product: metal cation transporter MSC2
Exons: 4
Coding region: 1-2685 (894 amino acids)
Biological process (GO): zinc ion transport; transmembrane transport; intracellular zinc ion homeostasis
Cellular component (GO): Golgi apparatus; membrane
Molecular function (GO): zinc ion transmembrane transporter activity
Source: RefSeq, a predicted model, not a curated record